AGCAGAGAGAACCCUCGCUGCUUUCAGUCUCAUCCAGCCACUUCUGUUGAUCGAAAUGCUCAAAGCUCUGUUUUCAAGCCGAGGGUUUCGCAACUUCCAGCAAUGGAGUUGCGAUUUUUCGCGCCUACGCACUUUUAAGGUUAAACGAGCGAGUUUUAGAUUAAAGUUGUUUAAGUAAGGGUGGUUGACGAGAUUAAUCACGAACGCGAGAACGCCACUUCCUGCAUGGUUGUCGACGCAGGCCCCGCUUUUGACGCUUGGCAAUCGAGCGCCGGUUCCAUCGACGCGUCGCGAUUCGAAUCAGCUAGCGGCGAUGGACGACGAUUCAAGUGGCCAGGCGUCGGGGUCGGCGAAGCAGCGGAAGAUCCGCAAGACGCCGCUGCAGCUGGAGCGCCUGGAGGAGGUCUUCGCGGUGCACAAGUACCCGUCGGACGACCUGCGCGCGUCGCUGUGCGCGGAGCUGCAGCUGACGGACCGCCAGCUGCAGAUGUGGUUCUCGCACCGCCGCCGCAAGGACCGCAUCCUCCACCACGCGCUCUCCGCCGCGCCCAAGGCCCCUGCCACCGCCUUCCCGCGCAACUCCCCCCUGCUGCCCCACGCACCGCUCGCUCUCGCCAGCCCCUUCUCCAUUUCCGCCGCCGCCGCCGCCGCCGCCGCUGCGGGAUCCGAAACGACGGAACCAUUGGUGGCGCCCAGGCCAGGCGGCGAUGUUGAUUUCAAGGCGAGCGAGCGAGCGCCGUGCUCAGAGCAGCCUGUGGGGCGGCGGAUCGCCAUCGCCCAGCAGGCACGCGGGCCAGCCAGCAGCGACGCAGCCCCAGCCCCGCUUGGCCGCGCUAGCUUGUUCCGAAUCCCCGUGCGCCCUGCCAAGAACCCGCCGGGAAACGGUGGUCCGCCCACCGUCCUCUUUGGGCGCCCCCUCACCCCCGCGCCUGCUGCAGCCGCGUCCUGUGCUCCGCAUGCUGGCAGCACCGCACCCCCCCCGCCUGGCUCCGCUGGUGCGGGCGAUACGGGGGGCACGAGCGGUGCGGGGAAGGCGAGGGACGGGUACGUGUGGUCGCACGCGGGCGGCAUGGGGAAGCUGUCGGUGGUGGGCAUGGGCCGGGCGGCGAGGGACGGCGCGCUGCGGGUAAUGGCGUCGGGGCUGAUGGCGGACGAGGUGCUGGAGGAGCAGGAGAGCAGGGCCGCCACGGAUGGCGCUGGGCACUCUAGGACCGCCGCUGCUGGUGCUGGCAGGCCCAGUGCUGGCGCACUUGGCGCUGCUGCUGCUGCUGCUGCUGCAGCAUCAGGCAACGGAUGUGGUGCUCCUGUUGCCGCUGCUGCGCUGGCCUCUGCUCGCAGCACACUCCGUCUCCCUGCCCAAGGCAGCGAACAUGCACAAGGUGCGGGGUCCAACGGCCUGGACCGCACCGCACAGGCAUCGGGUGAACGGCUGGGAGGCGGUGCUGUAGAGUCCAGAGGAAACGGCCAAUCAGCAGUUGCCAGAUCAGCAGCAUGGCAGACUCAGCAGAGUAGCUGGGCGAGGCAGGAUGCGAGUGCGGAUUGGGCGGCAGGAGGGGAGGAGGAGGAGGGGGUGGUGGAGCGCGUGAGGAGGGCCAUGGGCGGCGAGUACAGGGCGGAUGGGCCGGCACUGGGCGCCGUGUUCGACCCGCUGCCCGCACUCGGCUUCAACCUCGUCGUCGUGCGCAAGGCCAGGGUGGGGCCCGGCAUGUCCCAGGCGCAGCAGGGGCUGGGCGAGCUGGAGGGGGGGGUGGGGUGCGGUGGAGAGGAGCAACAGCACGACCCACAUACGCCGCAUGACUUGCUGGGGCCUCCUCUGCCCGCCCUCUCCGCCCCUCCCUCCCAGAGUUCCGCUCUCCCUGCGCCCCGCCCUCAAGCGCACCACUCGCCCCUGCAAGCCGCGGAGGCCCUGCACGCGCUGUGCGCUGCUGGUGCUGACAAUGGCAGCAGGGUGCUGCACGCUGGUGCAGCCACAGCAGAUGCUGGUGCUGCCAAUGGCAGCAGGGUGCUGCACGCUGGUGCAGCCACAGCAGAUGCUGGUGCUGCCAAUGGCAGCAGGGUGCUGCACGCUGGUGCAGCCACAGCAGAUGCUGGCGCUGCCAAUGGCGUUCUGCACCGUGCAGAGGCCGCUGCAGAGGCUGUUGCUGUUGCUGCUGCUGCUGCUUCGGGUCAGCGUGGUGUGAAGCAUGGGCACACGGCAGCAGGGCAAGCAGGCAGGGGGGGCCAGAUGAAGCAGCAGCAGGAGGAGGACGACGCGAGUGGGGCAGAGGGGGCGGACUUGCUGCAGCUGUUCCGCGCGGCGCCCUCUGGGUCGUCCGGGUUCACUGCAGCGGGCGAGAAGGGCGAGAUGAGGCGGAGGGGAGGAGGUGGAGUGGAUGGGGGGGAGAAAGUUGGAGACAUGUUGGGCAGCAAGACAGUGAGUGGGAGGAGAGGUGCGAAGAAGGGAGGCGAGGCGCAUGGACGAGACUCCGGUGUGAGGAUGCUUGAGGCACAUGUGGCGGGCGGUGGCGUGAGUGGCGUGGCUGAGGAGGACGGAGAUGACCACGGGUUGUGGGGUGGGAGAAGGGGCGGAGAGAUAGGGGCGAAGCGGAGGGAUAUCGAACAGGCGGACCAAGAGGAGGAAGAGGAGGAGGAUGAAGAGGAUGAGGAGGAAGAGGAGGAGGAGGAAGAGGAGGAGGAGGAAGCUUCGCAAGAGGAGGUGUCACGAAGAUGUGGGGAGAGAGGGAGGGAAGAGAAGGUGUUGAAUGAGAGGCGAAGGACGGCAGCUGGCAGCGAGGAUGGGCGGGCAGCAGGGAAGAAGGCGGGUGGAGAUGAGGAGGAGGAGGAGGAGGAUGGGGAUGGGGAUGGGGCGCAGGCAGGGGACAUGGCACAGGACGGGGCGAAGGAGAGUGGCACAAAGCGAAAGAAGGUGGAGGAGGGGCGGCGGCGGAAAGAGCAGGAGCAGCAGGAGAAGCGGCUCAAGAGAGAGGCGGAGAGGGAGGAGACGGCCGAGCGCAAGAGGCAGGAGGCGGCACGCAGGGAGCAGGAGAGGAGGCGCAGGGAGGAGGAGAGGGAGGUGCGGGAGCGGCACAAGGAAGAGGCGAGGGAGGCGAGGGAGCGGCAGAGGGAGGAGGAGCGGGAGGCGAAGGAGAGGGAGAAGGAGAGGGAGAGGCAGGUUCGGGAGGCGAAGCGAGAGGAGGAGCGGCAGGAGAGGGAGAAGAUCAAGGAGAGCAUUCGGUUGGCCAAGUGGCAGCGGCGCGAGGAGCAGCGGCGGGUGCGGGAGGCCGAGAGGGAGCGCAUGCAGGCGGAGAGGGCGCGGGAGAGGCAGGCGGCGCGGGCAGCGCUGCAGCUGGUGGACGACGCGGCCUUUGAGCUCAGGGAGGUGGCUCAGACGCUGGGGGUGGCGUGGGAGGAGGGCGAGUGGGAGGGGGAGAGGGAGGAAGGGGGGGAAGCGGAGGAGGAGGAUGGUGGCAGGGGGAAGGUGGUGAAAGGAGGGACUCGUGGCGUGGAUGGUGAUAUGCUCAAGAAGCACCUGCCACUCUUCCCGCCGCCAUCAGUGCGCAUGCACCCAGUGCUGCCCUUCCCUCCCUGGUCCAACAACCCCCAAGCCGUCAGCGACCUCCUCAUGGUGCACUCCUUCCUCACCACCUUCGCUGACGCCUUGUGCCUCUGGCCCUUCUCCCUGCGCCACCUCGCCCACUCGCUGCACCAGCCUGAGUGUCGCCUGAUCACAGAGGUGCAUCUAGCUCUCCUGCACGUGCUGCUCAAAGACACCGCGGCCGCCAUGGCCUCUGCACCACCACCACCACCACCAGCACCAGUAGCAUCUCAAGCAGCAGCAGCACCACGCGCGCAUGGCACAACGCCUGCACGUGCACCCAGCAGCAACCAUGCAGGCGGCCCCCAUGCUAUUAGCCACGCUGCAGGUAGCCCCACCUCGAAGCUACACCCUAACACUAACCACAUUCCUACUGCCAACUCUUAUCCCGACCACUUGCACGCCGUGGCUCAUCCGAAAGAAGGGCUGCCUGUAGCCACAGCCACACGCGCAACUACAGGCGCAGCCACACGUGCAGCCACAGGCGCAGGUACAGGUGAAGAGGGGGGUGCGGAUGGAGCAGGGGCGAUGGCAGCAGCAGCAGCAGACGAGGCAGGGGGCGCGCAUGGCGGGGUGGGAGGAGCAGCACGGAUGGCAGGCGUGGCAGCAUGUGUGGCGGAUGCGAUGGCGGCAGCAGUGGCGGGGUCCGACACUGCCAGGGCGCUCGUGCUGCACAGGGCCGCUGCUGUGGUGGCUGAGGCACGCGAGUGGGGCUUCACGCCAUCGCUGUGGCGCCCGCUGCUGGCGCCCCUCACGUGGCCAGAGGUGCUUCGCCAGUACGCCCUCGCUGCCGCCUGGGGCCCGCCCUGCCGCGCCUCGCGCCCCACCAGGCGCCGCGGCAGACGGGCACUGCAUGGCCGCGCGUGUGACACGGCUGCUGGGGCGGGCGGGGUGCAGCGCGGUGAAGGCGCUGAUGGGGCUGCCGAUGAGGGUGCUGACACCGAAGCACUCGUUGCCAACCUGGCAUCAGGCAAGGCAGCUGACGUGGCAGCACAGCAGGCGCUGAGCGAGCACCAAGCGUGCCUGCAGCAGCAGCGAGCGCAGCUGCAGCAGCAGUACCUGGCGUACCUGGCAGCUGGAGGGGGUCGCUUCAGUGACGAUGAGGACGAGGGGGAGCAGGGCGGAAAGGAAAGGGCAGGGGCAGGGGGAGUUGGAGGCAACAGCAAGGGCGGCCCAGGGCUUGGCCUUGCGCCCUCUCUCACACAUCCCGGCCAUGCUGGCAGCCAUACGCACCAAGUCCCUCCCUCCCCUGCCGCUGCCCUUUCGCCUCCAAAGCCCUCUCCAGGCAAGGACAGCAGCCCCACCGCCCAGCAGCAGCAAAUACCCCGGCUGGUGGCGCGGCUGGCCCCCGGCACGGUGAAGUACGCGGCAUUCCAUGUGCUGGCGUACGAGGGCGCGGCCGGGCUGCCCGUGGCGCUCAUCGCGCAGCGCAUCCAAGAGUCGCGCCUGAGGGACCUGUCGGGCAGCCGCACCCCCGAGGCCACCAUCACCGGCGCGCUGGCCAGGGACCCGCUGUUCCAGCGCGUGGCGAGCUGCACGUACUGCGUGCGCGCCGCGUACCGGCGCACGGCGCAGGCGCGCAAGGCGGGGCUGCGAGAGGCCGUGGAGGAGCGCAGCGGAGGGGGCGAGGGAGGAGAGCAGUGCGCAGCACAGCAACAGAGGGGGGGCGGUGGCGCACCCAGUGUUGCGACGCUGGAUGGCAUGAUGGGCGCGGAUGGCAUGAUGGGCGCGGAUGCCAUGCGUGGUGACGCCGGGGGGAAGGAUGAAGCGCUGGAUGGCGCGUUGGCAGAGGGCGGGAUGGGGAAUGCUGUGCGCGCAAAGGCUGGGCAUGUCAGGGAUGCGAUGCUCACUCAUGCGGACGAGGCACACGGUUCUGCUGUGAGCGGCCACGGGGCUGCUGAUGGCAUGGCGAGUGGCAGCAAGUUGCAUGGCGAGGCGGUGGAUGGUGGCGCUUUGGGGGCUGGCAAUGCGUGUGGCAGCGUGGGGGCGGAAGGGCGUGCAGAGGUGAGGAGUGAAGCAGUGAUGGGCAGCGCGUGGAUGGCAGCGCUGGGAGCCGUGGAGUACAGCGAGCUGAGUGUGGAGGAGCGCCUUGCCCUGCUCGUUGACCUGGUCAACGCAGUCAACGACUCCUCCACCAUCCGCGCCGCCAUCGAGUGCCGCUACGAGGUGCAGUCGUCGUACCGGCGCCAGCGGUGGGUCGAGGCGUCGCUCCACCGCAGGAAGGGCGCCUGGCGGCCCCCCGCCCUCAACACCGCCAACCUGCCCCUGCGCGCCCCCACUGGCCCUGGUGCUGGCCCUAAUGCUGCUGCUGAUGGUGCUUGUGCUGCUGUUUGCACUGCAGCCGCUGAUAUUGGUGUGGCUGCUACUCGUGAUGGUGACGCUGCUGCUGUCGCUGCUGGCGCUGGCAUGGGCGCUGCUGCUGCCACUGCCGUCCAUGGGGCGGCAGCAGCAGGUGGCGCCAGUAUCCGUGGUGAGCCGCCUCCCACAGCAGCAGGCGGCGCCAGUAUCUGUGGUGAGCCGCCUCCCACAGCACCACCACCCGUGGAUGAGCGCCUCGCAGGCCACCUGAAGCCGUCGCUCUCACCGCCCUCCCUGCUGCUGCUGCCGCCCCUGCUGGCCGUGAGGAAAGUGGCGGCAGGUGGGAGGGAGAGCGACGACGUGAGUGAGAGAAAAGAGGCGCUGGAGUGCAGGGAUGUGAGGGAUGAUGCGGAGAGGGGGACAACGCAGGGGAAGGAGGAGGAAGAGGAUUUUGAAGGGAAUGUGGAAGAGGAGAGGCGGCGGACGAGGAGACACGAGCACGAGGAAGAGCACGAGCACGAGCACGAGCACGAGCACGAGCACGAGCACGAGCACGAGCAGGUGGCAAGAGCGGAGGCCGAGGGCGCACAGGCGAGGGAGUCGAGGGCGGAGGCGGUGAAGCAAGAAGGGAGGGCGCUUGGCGAAUGUGCGAGUAGGAUUUAUGAGGAGCAGGCAGCGGAAGGGAGGACGAAGGACAUGUCAGAACUCAGGGGGCAGUGGACGUGCAGCAAGGCGGACAGGGUUGAACAAGGGGACAAUGCGGAGAAUAAGAGGCCACGGGAGAUAGAGGCAGCAGAAGGGCCACGGGAGAUAGAGGCAGCAGAAGGGCCACGGGAGAUAGAGGCAGCAGAAGGGCCACGGGAGAUAGAGGCAGCAGAAGGGCCACGGGAGAUAGAGGCAGCAGAAGGGCCACGGGAGAUAGAGGCAGCAGAAGGGCCACGGGAGAUAGAGGCAGCAGAAGGGCCACGGGAGAUAGAGGCAGCAGAAGGGCCACGGGAGAUAGAGGAAAAGCGAGAGGAAGAGCGGGAGAGAACGGGGCGACGGGAGACAGGGGCGACACACGACAGACAGGAGAAACAGGAAAGGCACGCGGACGAGGGGUCACAGGCUAUCGUGGGGCCUCGUGACAACGAGGGGUCAGAGGAGAAGGAGGGGGCAGAGGAGAAGCAGCGGGCAGAGGAGAGGGAGGGAGCAGAGGAGGAGCAGCGGGCAGAGGAGAAGCAGCGGGCAGAGGAGAAGCAGCGGGCAGAGGAGAAGCAGCGGGCAGAGGAGAAGCAGGGGGCAGGGGCAGGGAAGCAGAGCAUGGACACGGAGGUUGCUAGCGUCGUUGCAGUUGCUCCUCCCGCUGCUCCUACUGCUGGUGAUGCUGCUGCUGCAACUGUUGCUCCUACUCCUGCUGCUGCUGCUACUCGUGCUGCUGGUGCUGCUUUUCAGCCAAGCAUCGCUGCUGCUUUUCAGCCAAGCAUCGCUGCUGCUGCUGGGUCAACAGCUGCAGUCACACCUGCAGUUGCUGCUUCUUGUGUGCUUGCCGGCACCAAGUGUCUCCCACAGCCUUUUAUUCUGGAUGGGCAAGGUGGGCGUGACAGGCAAGGUGGGGGGCAGGAGCGCGGAGGGAGUGAGGGGCAGGGCGAAGGCGUGGGCGUGGACGAGCGGAGGGAGGCACAGCGGGAAGUGAGGCGAGAGGAAGGGAGGAGCACAAGGCAGGGUGAGCCCGGGGAAGCAUCGGUGCGAGCAGGCAGCGCGUCACGUGGUGGAGGAGAGGAGGUGGUGCUGGACGGUAGAGGUGAGCAUGCUGCUGCUCUGCGCUCUGGUGCCGCUCCAUGUGCUGCUGCCGAUGGUGCUACUGCUACCGCCAUUCCUGAUGCCACGGCUGCUGCUUCAGCUGUCUGCACAGCUGCCGCUCGUCCGCCAAGCACUCCAGCCUGCAUCACAGACGCCACUGCACCCGUGGAGGCACCUUCAACCCUCGACGCAUGCCCCCACACCACUCUCGCAGACGCCGCACCCGUUGCCACGUCAGCAGUGGACCAUCUACCUGGACAACCGUCUGUUGUCAGUAUCCCAGGCAGGUCAGCAUGUGUCGGCACCACCAGCAAGACACCCAGCCUCACCCUUGACCCUCUUCCUCCUCCCAAGCCCCUACCUGCUAACGCCGCUUCUACACCCCCUGCUGCGCCUGCUGCGCCUGCUGCGCCUGCUGCGCCUGCUGCGCCUGCUGCGCCUGCUGCACCUGCUGCUGCACCUGAUGCUGCCGCUGCUGUUGCUGCUGCUCCUGUGGCCAUGUCAGCGCACCCCCCCGGCCCCGGCGGUGUGGAGUUCGCGGAGGCGUGCUACAGCAUCCGGCAGGGCCCCAUGGGGUGGGACCGCCGCUCCAACUCCUACUGGCGCGUCCACCGCUUGCCUGGCACUGCUGGGAUGUUAGGGCGAGGGGUUGGGGGAGGGGAUGGGGCAGGGCGGGAAGGGGACGCGAGGACGCUGCGACAUGGAAGACAUGUGCUGCACACACAUUGUGCCUGUGCUUCCGCUGCUGCUGCUGCUGGGGCUGCCAGCGCUGGUGCUGCUGGUGGUGCUGGUGCUGGUGCUGCUGCUGCUGCUGCUGCUGCUGGUGCUGCUGGUGCUGCUGGUGCUGCCGGUGGUGGUGGUAACAAGGAUGAGAAGGAAGACAUGGGGGUGUAUGUGCUGUCACCAGAGGGGCAGUGGAGUGUUAUUCGAGAUGCCAAGUCCCUCGUGCAUCUCACGGCCCUGCUGUACCCGCGCGGCGUGCGGGAGUCUCUUCUCCUUUCCAGCCUCGCCCACCACCUCUCCUCCCUCUCUCCACCACUCACCCCCCCUGCUCCGGUCACCACCACCACUGUAACCAUGGUUCCUGCCUCCACCACUGCUGUGGUAACCAGCACGCCAUCAAUGGCCAUCACGCUCCCUUUAACCAGCAUCCCUCCAACCAGCAACCCUGUAGGCACCACCAGUCCAUCUCGUGCACCCACCAUUGCCUGGGAAGCAACCACCGCUCCCACACAGCCCUCCCUCCCUGCCAUGGCCCCUGCUGCUGCCGCCACCCCUGCUGCUACCACAACCUCUCCUCCCGCCAGCACCAGUGCAGCAGCAUGUGCAGCCUGUGCUGGUGUGUCUCAAUCGCCAUCUCCCCCACCCACUGCGGCCCUGCCGCCACCGGUGCCUGCGGUAACACUUGCAAGCACGAUGCAGGGUGAGGGCGUGGGGAGCAACGCAGCGGCAGCAGGAGGUAGUGAGGAUGGCACGUGCGCUGGGCCCCUUGGCCCUCCACCUCGUGCUGCCAGCGCCAUGCCUGCCGUCCAGCCAUGUCACCCCACACACGACUACCGCAUGCCAGCACCGCAGUGCACUGCCGAACCGAGCAUGCAACAUGGCAAUGCGUUGGACGCAGGCGAGUGCAGAGGCCAGGCAUCUGACCCCAUGCAGGUGGGCGAGCACAGGGUGCAACGAAGCAUGCAGCCCCCUCCGAGGGACGGCCCGGGCGCGCUUGAAGGCCCGGCGAAGGACGACCCUGAUGGGACACCUCUGCCCACCCCGCCUCCCUCUUUCCUGCCUGAGGAAGCGACCUGGCUGCUUCGGUCCAUAGGGGAUGCAGAGGGCGGGUUGUGGGGCGGGAGAAGUGCCGCUGAAGCGAUUCUGUGUGGCGAGGAGGGGCGUGGUGGGGAGGGGCGUAGUGAGGUGAGAGGAGAGCGGCGAUGUGAGAGGAGGGAGUGGGGUGGAGAUGAGGGCAGGGAGCGGGCGGAGCAGGAAGAGGAAGAGAGAGUGGAGUACCGGCAGUGCGGGGAAUGUGGGGAGGUGAUGCGGAGAGAGGGGGCGGGUAAGGAGUGGGGGCUCCGUUGGGUAGAGCAGAGUGGGUGGGUGGCAGCAGUGGGCCGUGAGGGUGCUGCUGGCGCUGACAUGGCCACGGCACGGUGCGCUGGAAGCAAUGAUGGUGCGGCAGCUGAACCCACUGCAGUCGCGUGCUCGGCGGCUACGGAAGAGCGCAUGGCGGGGGAGAGGAGGAUGGCACAGGGCGUGUGCAGCUCAUGUGGUAUGCGGCUGAGAUGGGCGGAGGGGGGGAGAGAUGGGGAUGGCGCAACAGGGGCUGAGAGUGGACUGGCGAAUGGAAGGGACGCAGCAAGGGCGGAUGGCCGUGAGGCGGCCAUUCCCCCGCGUGUGCGCCGCCUCCAGCGCCUGCUGCUGUCUGCUGAGGUUGCGCUGGAGGCGAGUGGCAGUGUGGCUUCAGAAUGGAGGGCGGAGAGAAGGCACACGUGGCAUGGGGCGGUCAGGAUGGCAUGGCAUCCCGCACACCUGCUGCACCUGCUCUGCCACCUCGAGGCUGCCGUCCCUUCGCACUUGAUCCACGGCUCCUUUAGCCCGGCGCCAGCUGUCGCUCUGCGAUUGGCUUCGAGGACGUCACGCAGGCGAGGUGACAAUGUGGGCCAGGCUUUAAAGAUUGAAGGAGGGAGAGGCAAGGAGGAGGGUGGGAAGUAUUGUGAAAGCUGGAUUGUGGGAGAUAUUGAGGGCGAUGAAAGAGAGAGUGGGAGCGAUGGGAAUUGUGCCACAGAUACAGAUAUGGGUGGUGCUCUGAGGGGCUGUGGCGAGGAGGAGUGCAAGGCAACGGGUGAUGCUGGCAGGGCGGGGCGCCCCAUGGAGGAGGGCAGGGCGGAUGCCAUGGAGGCAGCUGCAGGGAAGGAGCAGAGCAAGGCAGGCGCAGGGGGAGGGGCGAGGCCAGGCAAGUGCACGGGCGAGGAGCAGCGCAACGGGGGCUUGGCGCAGAGGGGAGGGGGCUCUGGCAGGGACGCAGGAGGCACAGCAGGGGCCGCCUCACUGGUCGUCACACCCCUCCCAACGCUCCUGCCCUGUGUGCCCCUCACUUGCGCUGCUGUUGCGCUGCGAUUGGCCGCCUUCGAGGCUGCGGUGCUUGGCGAGAGGGGCUGGGGAAGAGGGGCGAGAGGGCGUAAGAGUGUGGCGAGGCGGAAUGAGAGAGUUCAGCAGAAGAAGAAGAAGGCUGGGAUGAUGGCGACAGGGAAGAGAAAACGGAAGGAUGCAGUGCAGGAGGAGGAUGAAGAGGACGAGGAGGACGAGGAGAAGGAAAGGGAGGAUGAUGACGAAGAGGGGGAGGAGGAGGAUUUGCAGCAGAAGCUCCGUGUGCGCACUAAGGGGCGGCGAAACGCGAAGAAGAGACGGAUGAGUGAGCGCGAUCGAGGUGUGACGGAUGUGGAUGGGAGAGAGGCGGCUGAGGAGGAGCCGAUGGAGUCGAAGUGCGAAGGCAGGGAGACAAGAGGCCGCAGUAGAGUAAAGGUGGAGGAGGAGGUGCAGGAGGGGGAGGGGCAGUUGGAAUCGCCAAGUGCGAGGUGUGCUCUUUUGACUCCCAGGCAGAGUAAGCGGCAGCAGAGGAUGUCAAAGCAGAGAAUGAGGCGAGCGGAAAAGGUGAAAAACGAGAAAGAGGACGAGGAGGAGGUGGAGGCGGAGGAGGGGCAGCAGGGAGGGCUGCAGGGACGGCAGCAGGACAGCAAGGCGUCAGUUGUGCAACAGAAGCAGGUAUCCCGAGAGGCGAGACGUGGAGCAACGCGGCUUAUGUCGGUGCCAUCCCACACGGCCCCGCUGCUGACUGCCUCACACGAGCUCACUGCUGCUGCAGCACCGAGUGCUCUGCCAUCCGUUCACCGCGCAGUUCACGGCACAGGAGCGAAGGCAGGUUCAACCAUGAGGAGGACAGCUGCUGCCGCUGGUGCUUAUGGAAGGAACCACGCUGCUCCUGACAGGCAGCCUCAUGCUGACACGGACUCCGGCUCUGACCGUAGUGACCUUGGCGCGCGUGCCAGCAACAACAGCUAUGACGAAGGCGGCGAUGAUGGCCACGGUGACAGUGACACGGGCAAUGAGAGUGCGAGCGAUGAGGAUGGGGUUGGUGACGAGCGCCGUGACAGUGCCGGUCCACCAUCGCCAGCGCACAUGCCCUCACCUGCUCCUUCCCGCCCGCCCCCUCGCAAGCGACCGCGCUCCCUCCAGCCGGCACAGGCCGAGGUGGCCCCACGUGCAGCGAAGAGGCACGCCCACGCGCGCUUGCGCUUGCGCGCAGGCUUGCAUGGAAGCGUUGGAGGGUCGGCAGGAAGCCAGCGUGUGGUUGGGGCGGGUGGUGAUGGAACGAGGGGCAGUGGAAAUAAGAGGCGGAGUAGGGUGGGUGCCGGUAGGGGCAAAAGGCAGGAGAAGCAGGAGGAGAAGGAAGAGCAGGUUGAGGACGAGGUGGCUGCAGCACGGAGGACGAGGAGGAAGGAGAGCACUAGAAACGGAGCAGUGGGUGAGGUGACCAAGGUAAGAGAGGGAAGGUCGAAGGUCGGUGAAGAGAAACGACGCAUUGGAGGUGGUGGGGUUGGAGAGGAGGAUGAGAUGCAGGAGGAGCGGCGGGUGGAGACAGGGAGGCCGAGGAGGGAGGCGAGUGUGAGAGCGAGGAAGGCUCAGGAAGAGAUGCUGCAGAGGGAGAGGAGGGGGGGGGUUGUGGGCAGGGAGGAGGAGGGCGCAGGGAGAGGGGGAGUGAGAGGAAAGCAAGGGAACACUGCUGGCACCGGGAAGGAGAAUGGAAAUGAGGAACGGAGUGAGAGGGGUGUGAGAGGAAGGCGCAGUGGAAGGGGAAGAGAAGAGGCAGCAGCAGGUGAAGCAGGUGGCAGCAAGGGAGCAGUGAGCACGAGAGGGCUUCACAGUACACGAGGAGCAGCGGCUGGCCUCUCUAGAGAGCGCUAUAAGCAAGGCCAGAACCAUGGGACGGAGGCUCAAACACAAGAUCCAAGUCGUCUUGGCUCGCCUCAGCCCACACACACCCCACCUGCCAUAGAUUCCCCAUCCAAUAUUGACUCUCCUCAAGCCAUUGACGCACCCUCAACAAGUGAUGGUGUGGGGCGAAAUGAGCAGGAGCAGUGGGGGAAUGGCAUGGGGCAAGACGAGGACACAGGAGAUGGGAAUGGGGGGGAGACUAAAGGGAGGCAGCAGCAGGAGGGGCGUGCAAGGCCAGUCCAGUCGAGAAGCGAUGACUCAUCGUACUACCUGGGGUCUCCUUUGAGACUAGACCAGCACCAGCAAUGGCCAUCUUAUGUGGAUCCAUCUACUGCUGACUCAGCUGCACACUAUCACAGACACUGAGCCUGUUAUGGCUAUUACGAAUUUUGACAAGUUUGCCAAUUUUGACGAGCAAUAAGGAACCACACCGGUAGUCCGAUAUUUUGGCAGUUUUCACAGAGUAACGGAAUAAUUAGAACAAGGGAGUACAGGUGAGGAUGAAGGGUUGGAGUUGCACCCUCUGAAUACAAGCCUAUCUAGCCUAUAACUUCUACAUAUAAACAUAUGUAUAAGAGAGGCUAGAUAAGGGACAGUGCUGAGCAGGCCCCAAGAUUCGUUUUUAGGCACGCUGAUUUAUCAUCCUUGCCCCCCAUACUUAGGCUGAUUUCUCAGCCCCCCCCUGGAAAAAAAGGCUGAAUGUUAC
This is a messenger RNA of Closterium sp. NIES-67, 13343 nucleotides long. The record is from the annotation of a GenBank genome assembly. Lineage: Eukaryota; Viridiplantae; Streptophyta; Zygnematophyceae; Desmidiales; Closteriaceae.